Molecule: messenger RNA, 297 nt
Organism: Cricetulus griseus (Chinese hamster)
Lineage: Eukaryota; Metazoa; Chordata; Mammalia; Rodentia; Cricetidae
Source: RefSeq, a predicted model, not a curated record
AUGCAAAAGUCCAGCAGCGAAAAAGAAGGAAAGGCCCAGUGCAGUGAGCCAAAGAUGGAGGACGAACAUCCUUAUAGAGCAUUGGAAGGCCAGAGAAUGGAAGGGAAUUUCAGACAGCGGCUGCUUGAGUCUCUUGAAGAAUUUAAAGACGACUUAGACUACAGGCAUUUUAAAGGCGAAGAAAUGACAGGAGAGGAAGAAGAGAUGGAAAGGUGUUUGGAAGAAAUAAGAAGUUUGAGAAAAAAAUUUAGGGCUCUGCAUUAUAACCAUACCCAUUCUCGGGACCAUCCCUUUUAA